AUGUCCGUCGCGCCCACCUUCCCUCCGCUCGACGCCCGUCCGUACAAGGACACCAUCUGUCUCUUCGAUGUCGACGGACCCCUGACUCCAGCUCGUCGGGAAGCUUCGCCCGAAACCCUCGCUCUCCUCGCCGCCCUCCGCCAGAAAUGCGCCAUUGGCUUCGUCGGCGGCUCCAACCUCGUCAAGCAGGAGGAGCAGCUCGGCAAGCCCGCCGGCGUCCCCGUCACGACCCUCUUUGACUUUUGCUUCUCCGAGAACGGCCUCACGGCGUACAAGCUCGGCCAGGAGCUCGAGUCGACCAGCUUCAUCCAAUGGCUCGGCGAGGACCGGUGGAAGGAGCUCGCCAACUUCUGCCUGCACUACAUUGCCGACCUGGACAUCCCCGUCAAGAGGGGCACCUUUAUCGAAUUCCGCAACGGCAUGGUGAACGUGAGCCCCGUGGGCAGGAACGCGUCGAACGAGGAGCGCCUGGCUUUCAACGAGUACGACAACGAGCACAAGGUCCGCGAGAAGUUUGUCGCGGUGCUCAAGGAGAAGUUUGGACAUUUUGGCUUGACCUUUGCCAUUGGCGGCCAGAUCUCCUUUGACGUAUUCCCAAACGGCUGGGACAAGACCUACUGCCUCCGCCACCUCGAGGCCGACGCGAAGAAGGGCGGCAUCGAAUACAAGACCAUCCACUUCUUCGGCGACAAGACGAGCCCUGGAGGAAAUGACUACGAGCUCUACGAGGACCCGCGCACCACGGGGCACACCGUGACCGACCCGCAGGAUACCAUUCGGCAGGUCAAGGAGAUCUUUACCGAUCUGUAA
Molecule: messenger RNA, 810 nt
Organism: Emericellopsis atlantica
Lineage: Eukaryota; Fungi; Ascomycota; Sordariomycetes; Hypocreales; Bionectriaceae
Product: phosphomannomutase
Exons: 3
Coding region: 1-810 (269 amino acids)
Biological process (GO): GDP-mannose biosynthetic process; protein N-linked glycosylation; mannose metabolic process
Cellular component (GO): cytosol
Molecular function (GO): phosphomannomutase activity
Source: RefSeq, a predicted model, not a curated record